Messenger RNA from Cyprinus carpio (common carp), 2662 nucleotides. It is a transcript of the gene serbp1b, whose product is annotated as SERPINE1 mRNA-binding protein 1. Gene Ontology annotation, cellular component: cytoplasm; nucleus. NCBI's taxonomy places the organism in Eukaryota, Metazoa, Chordata, Actinopteri, Cypriniformes, Cyprinidae. The record is from RefSeq and is a predicted model, not a curated record. Gene Ontology annotation, molecular function: mRNA 3'-UTR binding.
UUGAGAGCGCCGGAAGAGAAGCAGGUGUCUUCCUUGGCCAUCUUGUGGUUGUCCGCCGUGAGCCGUUCGCGCGAAGCCUCGAAGAAUCGGAGGAGAAUCCCGUUGUUGGGGCGCCAUCAUGCCGGGGCAUCUGCAAGAAGGCUUCGGCUGCGUCGUUACCAAUCGGUUCGACCAGCUAUUAGACGACGAGUCCGACCCCUUCGAGAUAUUAAAGGCGGCCGAGAACAAGAAGAAAGAAGCGGCCGCGUCAGGCGCCUCGAAGACGGCAGCUCAAGCCGCUAAACAGCCGAAGAAAGAGUCCCAGAAAGACAGGAAAAAUACAGCGCAGGAGAAGAAAGAAGACACCCAGGCCCCUGUGCCGCUGAAGAAAGAGGGCAUGAGGAGGGUUGGCCGGAGGCCGGAGCAGCAGGGUCAGGCCAGUUCCCAGCACCAGGGAGGUCAGGGAGAGGCCCGGCCCGGCGACAGGCGGCCCGACAGACGACCUCCUCGUGAACGGCGCUUUGAUAAACCAGCGGAUGAGAAGCCAGAGGGGGGCGAGUUCCCUGUGGACAAGUCAUUAGGGGAUAAGCCCUCUCGAGGCCGUGGAGGAGGCCGCGGGGCCAGAGGUGGCCGUGGGCGAGGCAUGGGACGUGGAGAUGGCUUCGAUUCCCGGGGCAAACGUGACUUUGACAGACACAGCGGCAAUGACAAAUCUCGACAGAAAGGAGAGGAGAAGCGUGGCGGGAGUGGCUUGCACAACUGGGGCAAUGUGAAGGAAGAAGCCAGUGAGCUUGAUCAGUCUGCAGCACCGGAGCCUGUUCCUGAAGGUGAAGAUCACGCUCCUGCCGACUCCGAAAACAAGGAGAAUGAAGUAGAGGAGGUGAAGGAGGAAGGUCCUAAGGAGAUGACACUGGAUGAGUGGAAGGCCAUGCAAGACAAAGAACGCUCCAAAGUUGAGUUCAACAUCCGCAAGCCCAACGAGGGUAACGACGGUCAGUGGAAGAAGGGCUACGUACUGCACAAGUCAAAGAGCGAGGAAGUUGGCACGCGGCAUGCUGGAUCUGUGAUUGAAGCUGGAGAUGUUGAUCCCGACUCAUUCCAAAAGGCUGAUGAGGGUGGAGAUCACCACUUCCGUAAGCCCGCCAAUGACAUCACCUCCCAGCUGGAGAUCAACUUCGGAGACUUGGGACGGCCAGGCCGCGGCCGUGGAGGAGCUCGUGGAGGCCGAGGAGCUCGUGGUGGAGCCGGCGGCGGCGGCGGCGGUGGACGGCCAGGCCGAGGCGGAGGCAGAUCUGAGAAGGGUGGAGGCGUUUCCGUUCCCAACGUGGAUGAUCCCGAGGCUUUUCCAGCCCUGGCUUAAACCUCAGCUCUGCCACCAAACCUUCCUCCAGGCCCCUGCCCCUCCUCUUCGACGCUUGCAUGCUUACGGAUCGUUCGACCAUAGAAACCAGAAAAGAGAAAUACACGAGACUGUCAUCCAUACAUACACUGAGAACUGACUUUUACCUGCGGAAGAACACGAAAAGGACUUCUUGUUACACUGAAGCAAAUCAUGGGUAGAGGUUUUGUAUUUAGAGACAUGAUAGCAGGGAUGUUCAUACAGUAUUUUAUUUUCCCUUUUUUUCCAGAGAUUAUGCAUUCGCCAUGAAUAUUUUUUUAUUGCUGCUUGAAUGUAUGCAUUUUCAAGAUAGGAUCGAGGUGUGUUGUGAACGCUUGCGCUUCAGUCGGGGCACUGCGGUGUCUGCGUGUAAUCGAAUACACUCUCAAUGGCUCUACCAAAAGCAGAACGUUUUGUUUUUGUAAUUAUUUUUUUCUUUCUCCACCAAGUGAGAAUACGAGACUCGUAGUGAUGAUUUUACUAUUAACAUAUAUACAUGAAUAAUGUAUAUUGACUAUUUUAAAUGUUUUGAAAGAAAGCGCUAAGGUCAAGCUACCCUAUUGUCAUUAGGAUUUUUUUUCUUGACCGGUAGCAAGAAGCAAAUGCAUCGUCUUGAUCUUGCUUUGGUGUUUUCUGUCGUCCUCUGCUGGACCUGUGAUAUUAGUAUGCAUAGUUGUCUUUGUUCCUCAGAGAGUUUAUUUCCUCGUCUUGUUGGAGCACCCAGGGCUCAAUGGAGAUCCAGGCUGGUCCUUGUAAGUUCAUCUCUUAGAAACCUUAGGACCACUUUUUGAACUGUAAACGUGGGUGAAGUGUGUGUGUGUGUGUGUGUGUGUGUGUGAGAGAACGAGAGGGAACACGUUUUUAAAAACUCAUCAUCUGCCAUAAGUUUAUUUUCCUUAGCUUAGAUGGUAAGUUUCAGCAAGACAUGUUCUUAACAUGAAGUUUUAUUGACUUUUUAGUGAGUUUUCUCUAGCUGAGGUUGACAUAUCUUGCACUUAGAUUACGGUGACGUUUGAAAUCUAGCUACUAAGCACGUGGUCUGUUUGCAUCAGUACCAUUUGUUUAUUUUGAUUCCUUCUGUGAUCUUUGCGGUGUUUUUAUUUUUAAUUAUUACUAUGAUGGCACUACUGCUUGCGUUUUCUGAAAAAAAAUAAAAAGUGUAAUUCAGGGUGGGACAACAGUGUGCUGCGAAAGAAAAGUUGGAUCCAGCUUCUUAUGUGUGUGAACUAGCGAGACUUCCAAGUGUGAUGGCCGAUGUACUCUGUAUUCAUAGGAGGAGGGACAAUAAAAUGGAAGACGACACUA